AUGUCUGGUAUCAAAGGAAGAGUAUAUGCAAUCACCGGUGCAGCGUCGGGCAUCGGGCGUGCUUCUGCAGUCCGCCUAGCGGAACUUGGAGCUGGAGGUCUAGCCAUUUGUGAUGUCAACGUUGAUGGUCUCAACAAAACACGAGAAUUAUUUGACGUCCGAAGUCAGCAACAAGUCCAGAAUUGGAUUGACAGCACCGUUGCUGAGUUCGGACGUCUCGAUGGAGCCGCCAACAUUGCUGGUAUCGCAGGGGGGAAAGGUGAUACAACUUGCGCAACAAUCGAAGAGUCUGACUGGGAUCGCAUGAUGGAUGUCAAUCUCAAAGGCGUCAUGUGGUGCAUGCGAGCCCAGAUUCCGCAUCUCCCUCGUCCAGGAGGAGCCAUUGUCAACAUCUCCAGCACCUCGGGCCUCAGAGGCUUUCCUCACAAUGCAGCCUACUCAUCGAGCAAGUUUGGAGUCAUCGGCCUUACGUCGUCCGUAGCCGGCGAGUUUGGCACUGAGGGUAUUCGCAUCAAUUCCCUUCUACCUGGUCCGAUCCGAACUGAGAUGUUCGAGGCGGGCGAAGCGAAGGGGCUGUUUGACUCGGAAAAGAUCAGCAAGUUAACAUGCCUUGGUCGCAUGGGCAAGCCUGACGAGGUGGCCAAGGUUCUGUGUUUCUUGUUGAGCGAUGAUGCGUCAUAUGUCACUGGUGGUAAGUAUUAUCCUUCUACUUUCAAUACGUGGCAGAAAUUUGACACUCUUUCUUAG
Fusarium musae is the source of this 747-nucleotide messenger RNA. RefSeq lists its product as uncharacterized. The record is from RefSeq and is a predicted model, not a curated record. NCBI's taxonomy places the organism in Eukaryota, Fungi, Ascomycota, Sordariomycetes, Hypocreales, Nectriaceae. The coding region runs from base 1 to 747 and encodes 248 amino acids. Gene Ontology annotation, molecular function: oxidoreductase activity, acting on the CH-OH group of donors, NAD or NADP as acceptor. The transcript is spliced from 4 exons.